Messenger RNA from Lobosporangium transversale, 759 nucleotides. RefSeq lists its product as hypothetical. The transcript has 2 exons. The record is from RefSeq and is a predicted model, not a curated record. The coding region runs from base 80 to 676 and encodes 198 amino acids. Lineage: Eukaryota; Fungi; Mortierellomycota; Mortierellomycetes; Mortierellales; Mortierellaceae.
CACAUUCAAUUCUGCCUCGCUUCCUCAAGCCUAUACUCGUCUACCCUAACCACUACUUCAAGUCUAUCUUUUCUCAAGUAUGCAUCAAAUUACCAUCUUAUUGAUUGCGAUUAUUGCGGUCAUUAGUGUGGCCGCUGCAAAGCCCUUGCUUCCUGAUGGCUACUAUCGUAUUUACAAAGGGAACCACCGCGUUCCCUCCAGAAACCGUUACUUCACUGCUUACCUAGAUGCUAGAACUGGCUCUGUGAGAAUCGAAACCAAAAAUGAUGAUGAGCUUCAAGUGUGGCGGCUCCGCAACCAUGGCAAAGGCCAAGUAUCCCUUCAAGUUUAUAACGAGGACGCAGACGAGAGAAAGUAUCUCUCAGAGGGAAGGUCUGGGGCUCUUCCAGGAGCACAUCUUGGUGUCACUGAAAAGCGACAAAAGUGGUUCAUCACCAAGGUCGGAGUAAGCUUAUAUACCAGAUAUAUGCUCGCUCACCCAAGAAAGGUCAAUAACCAAACGCUUAUUGUGAGUGAAAGCAACACCUAUGACGAGGAUAUUGGCAAGCCAAACUGGGUUUCUUUUAGGUAUCAAGGCCAAACAAACUAUACUCAAGCUUGGAAGUUUGCGAGAGUCUACCCUGACGACGAUGACAGCGACGACAAGCACAAUGAUGACGGCGAAGACGACAAGUAAAUUGUCGAAAAUUCAGGCCAGGCGCUCUGAUUAGCUUCAAUUCAUCUUUGAAGGCAAUUCCUUCUUCAUUGCAAAUAUUUGUA